CCCUGGCUAGGAGGAAGGUCCAGGGAGGAGAAGGAAGAGGUGGGAGUCAGAGAGGGGAGGGUUUUGCCAUGCCCUCUCCUGGGGAUUACGCACCGGGGGAUGUGAUGCCGUUCCUGCUGCAGGAGGAAAGUUGGCCGCGCUACCACGCAGGGCUGGUUCUUCUGCCCCCCUCCGCCUGCCUCCCUCUCUCUCUCUCCUCCCUCUUCCUCCUCUUCCCGCGAGUUGAGCGCACAGUGCACCCAGGCGGUGCAGACGGCGCAGUCCCGCCGGCCGCUCGCCCUGCCCGGCUGCCGGCCCCGGUCCCACGCAGCCCCCCGUGGUCGCCACGGCCGCCGGGAUGCUGCCGGGCGCUGCGCCCGGUCGCUAAGCCGCAGCACCACCACCCCUCCUGCAGCUCUCGGCGGGAGCAUCGCGCUGCGGUUCACCUUGCAAGGAGGAAAAUGAGAGCUGCUGUCCCAGUGUGACCCACUCUAAGGUACAACAAAAUAAAGACCACUCAUCCUACUCCCUCAAACACCUCCAAGUAUGGAUGGCUUGGUUGAGAAAAACAGUGUGCUAAUGCACAAUAAGAUCGCUGAAGCCGGGAAAAGGAAUGGUUUAAUUAAUACAAGGAACUUAGUGGCAGAGAGCCGAGAUGGUCUAGUCUCUGUGUAUCCUACUCCCCAGUACCAGAGCCACCGAGCAAGCAGCCUUUCCUCUCCAAACUGCCUGGAGAAUGGCAGAAACGACCCUGUGCAGCAGCUCCUGGACCCCAACAUGCUGCAGCAGACAGUGGAGUCUCACUAUCGGCCCAACAUCAUCCUGUACUCGGAGAAUGUGCUGCACUCCUGGGGCGACAGCAUUGGCCCAGAGUGCUGUGAAACCACCUUCAUAGAGGACCAUUCCCCCACCAAAGACAGCCUGGAGUACCCGGACAGCAAGUUCAUUGAUCUCACAGUGGAUGACAUCAAGAUUCACACUCUCUCCUAUGAUGUGGAGGAAGAGGAGGAUUUCCAGGAGCUGGAGAGCGAUUACUCAAGUGACACUGAAAGUGAAGACAAUUUCCUGAUGAUGCCACCAAGAGAUCAUCUUGGCCUCACUGUGUUCUCCAUGCUCUGCUGCUUCUGGCCAUUGGGAAUUGCUGCCUUUUACCUGUCUCAUGAGGUGCUGCAAGAGACACAAACAUUCCCAGCAUGCCACUUGUAUCCUGUAUUGCAAGCGUUCCCAUGCAAUGGUAUAUACACCUCUGUUUUGCCUCCUCCACACCUCCUUUCAAGUUCCAGGUGGGAAAACGGACAAGAAAUGGGCUGAAGGCCAGUUUAGGGUCUCCCAAAACUCAAGACUGUUUUACAAUGACCUGCCGCCUCAGAGGGGAAGCCAUUGACACACAGUGACAAACUCCACCAGCUGUUCCUCCCCGGUGGUGUUGACACAGCAGCACUGGGCAGUUUGUGUACAGGUUAGGAGCAGGGAACUCAUUUCUGGUGCAAAACCCCAGCUAGGAAUAAAGGUGAGUCCUCUGGGAUCAUUAAACACAUUGUGUUAUGCCUUCACUCCCAACUCAAGGGGAACCCUUGUCUUGCACUUCCUUUGUUCAUCUUAUAAAAUUUCUUGAUUAAGUCUACUUGUAUUAGGAAUGGCUGUGCCAGGAGAUAUCCCUGGUUCCUUCCACUAGUUAUUCCCCAUCCUCAGAAAAUCCCUUUUACUGAAUUGCCUUUCAGUUUCUCCUGACAGCAAGGAAAUUUCCAAGCAGUAACCACUGGCUAGCCAUUCUGCAAGCAUUUGGGGCUUCCACACAAGCACUUGGGAUUCCCACUCUCCAGUUCCCAGGCACCUCCACCAAGUGACAACAGAGGAACUUCAGAGAUGACUUUGCAGGGCCUUGUUUGCACAGUUCUAUGAGUCAGCGUUCAUGCCAGUGUCUCUGCAACAUAAUGAGCUGCUGGUCACUUAGUCAGCAGUGGCUGUUUAGGCCACUUGGGUUGAGGGAUGCAACCCAAGCAAGGGAGAAAUCCUUUCUGUUCUCUCUGCUAGUGAAGACAAGCCAGCAAAGGAAAUAAUGCAUCCCCCUUGGCUUUGACAGUGCUGAUGAUGCUGAUGUUGGAUCACCAUGAGGGAACCAUUACAUGGCUCUAUAUUUGUGAUUUACAUAGAUUUCAUUGUAGAGGUUUACAAUAUAUGCAUUUGCUGCUCUGUUGGGAGCUGUAAAGAAGAAAAUUAUGUAAUAAAGAGCCUUCUGGUCAUGACA
This is a messenger RNA of Columba livia (rock pigeon), 2227 nucleotides long. RefSeq names its product synapse differentiation inducing 1 (gene SYNDIG1). The coding region runs from base 526 to 1290 and encodes 254 amino acids. The record is from RefSeq and is a predicted model, not a curated record. Gene Ontology annotation, cellular component: synaptic vesicle membrane; postsynaptic density membrane; excitatory synapse. Gene Ontology annotation, biological process: synaptic vesicle clustering; positive regulation of synapse assembly. NCBI's taxonomy places the organism in Eukaryota, Metazoa, Chordata, Aves, Columbiformes, Columbidae. The transcript has 4 exons.